This is a messenger RNA of Seminavis robusta, 2091 nucleotides long. NCBI's taxonomy places the organism in Eukaryota, Bacillariophyta, Bacillariophyceae, Naviculales, Naviculaceae. The record is from the annotation of a GenBank genome assembly.
AUGAAGAAUGUUUCUCCGGAUGACGGCACAACCAGAUCUCCUGGGGUUGAUCCAAAGAACCCUCUACUUGUGGUAGAAGAAGUAGAAGAAGUAGGCAGAGCCAAUAAGGCGAGGGCCUCGUGUGAGUCGCAAGACGCUGCGAAAGAAGCUUCCCACACAUGUCACACCUCCAACCACAGCAUGGAGAAUCGUUCACCACCAAGACGGCAGAGGAGGAAUGAUCAGGAGGCAGUGAUUGAUCAGAUUGUGCAAUUCUGGAAUCAUCCUGCACUGAAGGAUGUGUCACCGGCUCAAAAACAAGACUAUUUGAUGAAGCAACAAGGGAUUCGGAAGGACCAAAUGGACAUGGCAUGGGAUCAGAUCAAUUUGACAUCAUCCCUGAAAGUACAGCAGCCACUGUUACCACCUCCUACUACACGACAAUCGACACCACCAACUCACGAAAACACAAAUAUUAGCACAGGUUCUCCACAACAUCCGCUUGUUUCCCCACACUAUAACCACAAUCACUACAGAAAUCGCAUUACUACAAGUUCCACCACAAGAAGAAGAGCCGAUGAUAGUGUCUCCAUCAGCCGCCUUGUGGCGUUCAGCGCCACUAUAGGAGGUUUCUUGGGAUUGCUGGCGGCCGCCACGAUUCGGUGGUUCAAUGGGGGUGAUUUUCGUCUCUCCACAUCCAAUCAUAAUACCAAUACUACUACUCGUAUUGCUGUUGCUUCCAGUUGUGAUCCUCCUGGUAACCGACAUGCCACUAGCCGUGUGACUUCCAGUGAUCCUCCUGGUGACCGACAUAGUACCACUGCAAUGUCCAGGACACAAGAGGAUGAUGAAGAUUGUGACGAUAGUAGCACACUGGAUGACACUAUCCCAGACCAGGCCAUCCGGAGCCUUUCGGAAACUCUCCAACAACAUGUCACUGUCGAGCAACAAAUCUUGCAACGUCUAGCGUCCAGCAAUGGUGGUUGCGACCAAGAUGGUGCUGCUGAAUCCAACAACAUCCACGACGACACGAAACAGCAACAAGACCACACCGAUAAGGUUGCAAACUACAAAACAACGAAACAUCCUCCUCCAACUUCAACAACAGCAACAACAACGACACUCCUCCAACAUCCCAUGCUGUGGUACAAACUGGCAGAAAUUCAAGUCCAACUGGCAACUCUCAAACAUUAUAGGCAUCUUACACCAUCCACCAAUAAUCAAAAUAGCCUGACGGGCAAACAACUCGAGGAGACACUGAUGCUAUUGCAGACCAUGCUGCACGGAUUGCAGCCAACUACCAAACGAGUAAUACUUUGUAAGGAGGAGGAGGACGGCAGUGACAGCAUCAUUGACAAGGCAAUCAGCUUUGAAACAGUGACAACCGUACAAACGACAGAAUCCAAGACGACACCGAAUCAUCAUCCACCAACAGGUCACGGGGUAGAGACGGCAUCGACGCAGCCUCUGCUGUCCGAUGGUUCCGGAAGUCCAUUUCUAUUCGAUGACGACGAGGAACAUCCGGAGAACAGCUUUCCGUACAUUGGUACCGUGUUGUCACCAUCCUGCGAGAUGGAGGAGGAUGAUAACGAUGAGACGACGACGACGUUAUCCGUAACCUCCAAGUUGCGCGAGGCAUUGACGAAUCUGGUGGAACAGAAUGCACACCAACCAGAGGCACUCAAGGCAGCGAUUCAUAUGCUGUACCUGUACAUUAGCAAUCUACCCACCAAUCCUCAUGCACCACGGUAUCGUUUGAUCUUUACGACCACGAAAUCGUACAAGAUGGUACACCAAUUGCCAGGAGCCUACGACCUCUUGUGCACAUUGGGGUUUGUCGCGAGACAGGACGGGCGCGUAUUGGAAUGGUUACCAGAACAGCUCGUGGCAGGAGACUCUUCCAUGACGACACAGAGUCGAGAAGAUUUGCUAGAAUGCUAUCGUGUCCGCGAAGCCGGCGCCGCUUUGACCAUUCUGCGAAAGAUUGGACCUCGGGCUACGGUGGACAAGACCCAACGAGCCACGCAGUAUUGGUUGAAAAAGGCCCUGGAGGUGCUUCCGGAGAAAGAGCCCCAUGAGAGCAUGGUUCGACAGUUGUUCCCAACCAAAUAA